AUAAUUCUAUUGAGCAGCAGCAGCAGCAGCAGCAAAGACAGCAGCAAAGACAGCAGCAACAGCAAAGACAGCAGCAACAGCAACAGCAACAGCAAAGGCAACAAAGACAGCAACAACAACAACAACAACAACAGCAAGCACAACAGCAGCAGCAAUUCGAACAAAGAUCAAAUUAUACCUUUCAUUCUUCAUCUAAUACACAAAGACAAGAGUUUAUACCUAGUAGUCCAGUUCAUAAUAAUAAACCAACCAAUCACGAUAACGUAUUAUCACUCCAUGACAUGAUUAAAGCUAAAAUUGAUCCUUCUUCAUUAUCAGUGCGUACCUUAAAAUCCAUAUUGAAAUCUAAUUUCGUGGAACAAUCUCAUGUAAUAGAAAAAUCUGAACUUGUUAAACUUGUACAAAGACUAGUAGAUCAGUAUAAAGCAGAUCAUACGAGCCAAAAUAAUGAAACAGUUAAAGAUGAUAAUUUGUGUAGAAUAUGUUUUGAUGCACAACAAAAUUGUGUGUUUUUAGACUGUGGACAUAUGGUAACUUGUAUGGACUGCGCUAAAAAGUUAAUUGAAACUAAUAACCAAUGCCCAAUAUGUCGUGAACCUAUUCUAAAAUUAGUUCAUGUAUUUCGCUCUUGAUACUACUACUACUAUUAAAAAAAAAACUCUUUUUUUUUUUUUUUUUUU
Molecule: messenger RNA, 680 nt
Organism: Cokeromyces recurvatus
Lineage: Eukaryota; Fungi; Mucoromycota; Mucoromycetes; Mucorales; Mucoraceae
Product: zinc finger, C3HC4 type-domain-containing protein
Exons: 2
Coding region: 282-632 (116 amino acids)
Source: RefSeq, a predicted model, not a curated record